Molecule: messenger RNA, 727 nt
Organism: Solanum tuberosum (potato)
Lineage: Eukaryota; Viridiplantae; Streptophyta; Magnoliopsida; Solanales; Solanaceae
Product: protein NRT1/ PTR FAMILY 2.7-like
Exons: 2
Biological process (GO): transmembrane transport
Cellular component (GO): membrane
Molecular function (GO): transmembrane transporter activity
Source: RefSeq, a predicted model, not a curated record
GUGUUUGAACCAUGCCGCUAUUAUAAGUGAAGGUGACGUAAAAUCAGAUGGUUCAACAAUUGGCGUGCUAUUUAGUUUGUCAAUCCUUCAAGCCUUAGCAAUGGACCGCCACAUAGGACGCAAUUUCCAAAUCCCAGCUGGAUCUGUAUUCGUUUUUGUCCUCAUAUCUACUGCUCUAUUCCUCGCCCUGUUCGAUAAAAUUGUUUUACCUACGUGGAAGAAUUUGACAGGCAAAUCACUUACGCCUCUCCAGAGAAUUGGGAUUGGACACGUGCUCAAUUUUGUGAGCAUGGUUGUCUCAGCCUUAGUCGAGUCAAAGAGACUAAAUGUAGCAAAAUCAAAUGAAGGUUCCAAUAUUGUGGCAAUGUCAGUUUUAUGGCUUGUGCCACAAUUAGCACUUAAUGGUAUCGCGGAGGCAUUUCAUUAUCCUGGACAAGUAUCAUUGUACUACCAAGAGUUCCCAAUAACCUUAAAGAACAUGGCGACUGCGAUGAUUUCCGUGAUUCUUGCUAUAUCAUUUUACUUGGCUACUGCUCUAAUUGAUGUUGUUAGAAAGACAAGUACAUGGUUACCAGGUAACAUAAAUAAUGGAAGGCUGGAUAAUGUGUACUGGAUAUUGGUUAUAGGGGGAGUAGUGAACUUUGGUUACUAUGUAACAUGUGCUUGGUAUUACAAGUAUCAAAACCUCAACGAAGUGGAUCAUAAUGAGACUCCUUCUGAUGAGUGA